AUGGCAGCUCGUGAUGAUUGGCCAAAGAUGCCUAAUGGCAUGGAUUUUGAUGGUCGGCAUCUGCUCGUCUUCGUUCGCGAAGGGAAGAGUCCGUUUCACAAUCAGUGGGACGUAAAUCUCCUGCUUCAAGAAAUUGAGAAGAAUCUCGAUGUCCAGGUGGAUGACAUUCCAUACGUUUAUCAAGGCUCCAAUUGCUACUCUUGCCUUUUGGAAAAAGCGGCUCAUAUCCGUGCAUCGCUGUACAAAUACGAAGUCUCAUCCGAAUUUGCUUCCACCUGGCUUCGCGAACGUCUCUUUGAACAGAAGCCUGAAACAUUUCCGAUUCCAGUUGCUCCUACUCGCGAUGAUAACAAUACGGUCGGUCCUAUUGCAGCGGCAGCUAGAAGAUCGCUUCUUCGCUUGAUUCCCCAUAUAACGCCCAAAGGUGACGACGAGAAUGUUUUAUAUCGCUUCGUACUUGAGCACGGCGAUUUUGGAAUCCAUAAUAUGUCGAUCGCGAUGGACUUGAAUCAGCAACCUUUUAUAACGUCCGUAUACGACUGGGAGACUGGAUGCAUUGCCCUCUUUUCCAAUGCACCUGAUUUCAAGCGUUCAAUCAAAGCUGGGCGAGACCUGCGUCAUCUAUGGUUUGCAUUGCGGGACUGGCGCGGCGACGAUCCUGAGAAAUAUUUUGGUGAUCUGGGAGCCUGGGCUGAGCAACGAAUGAGGGAACUUGGUGUGAUACAGACGGCGAGCACAUUGAACGAGGAUUGA
Messenger RNA from Trichoderma atroviride IMI 206040, 753 nucleotides. The record is from RefSeq and is a predicted model, not a curated record. Lineage: Eukaryota; Fungi; Ascomycota; Sordariomycetes; Hypocreales; Hypocreaceae.